Quercus robur (English oak) is the source of this 1468-nucleotide messenger RNA. RefSeq lists its product as uncharacterized. The record is from RefSeq and is a predicted model, not a curated record. The transcript has a single exon. The coding region runs from base 412 to 1116 and encodes 234 amino acids. Lineage: Eukaryota; Viridiplantae; Streptophyta; Magnoliopsida; Fagales; Fagaceae.
AAGACACAUAGAGAUAGAAAAAACAAUACAGAAAAACAAAUCUGACCGUUCUUACAUACGCUAGUUCUUGUAUCCAAUUCUGGGUCAGAGAAAAAAAAAAACUGACUUAUAUCUAACUUAUGUUAUUAGAUUUUUCAUUUUGGUUUUUGUUUCUUGUUUCUUAUACCAAAGAUCUACUAGUUUAAAAGUUUCUUUUAAAUUUUGUCUAUACUUUCAUGAAAUUUUCUCAUACUUCUUGAUCUAUAUAUUUUGAUAGAUAAGAUUUUCAACUGGUACAGCUUUUUUUUUAUAAAACAAGUUUCAGGCUAUUGAUCUAGUUAUUAUAAGAUCAACGCCUCCUUUUUGUUUAUUAUCUUUGUUGAAAUUUUGAGAUCUUUUGUUUAGCUUCUGUAAAUCAAAACCAGUGUAACUAUGGAGGCAGUUCUGGUACCAUAUUCACCAGACCAACCAAUCUCUCCCUACAAGUAUAACAAGCAAAUCAAAACCUCACCGAAGAAAAGUCCUCGAGCUUUCAUUUCCAAGCCCUCAGAAAUCCGUGGUGGUCUCUUACACCACCCUUCUCUCUCGUUUUCUUAUCCAUCCUCAGCUCCACUCUUUAACCAAUCAUAUCUGCAACAACAACAACAACAACCACCUCUUCUUCCUCUACCAAACCCCAUAACACACCAAUCUCUCCCUUCUCGAACUCGAGGCCUCUCUUCUCCUCCUACACGAAAGCCCAACAAACCCAGAGACCAGUCUCUCACACCAAAGAAAUCAAAACCCACAAAGAGAGAAGACCCAAAGCAAGAUUUGAAAACAACUACACAUGCUCUUUCUCAGUGUUUGAUCAUAGCUUCCACCAAGCGCUUAGGUCCAGACCCGAAUGAUCUACCAAAGGAUGUGUCUCGGGUUUUAUCAUCGGUGCCUGGAGGAGGUAAGAGUUUUGGUAAGGUGGUGGGUGCAGAAGAGUUUGAAAAAUUUUCAGGUUCAGUAUUUAGUCUAGCUCCACCUCCGAGUAGCUUGCCACUGCCAAAGUUUUCUUUGAGGCCAAAGCUUAGGUGCAACGUUGAGGCAUCCGCCGGAAUAGAUGCCGGAGCCACUGACAAUCUCCGUCGACUGUUAAGGCUCCAUUGAAGUUGGAAACUUUUUGUUACGAUUGUGUGAUUGGUGAUGAUAAUAUUAUAUUAUGGUAUUUGGUGUUUUGUGUAAAUAAAAGGCAUCAGCAAUAUGGGUAGCUUUGCUGUUUGUGGUGUAAUCUUCUUUUUUUUCUUUUUUAGAUUCUAUUUGUGAUCACCACCUGUGUUUUUGAAUUGGGGUGCACAAAUAUAGAACUAUUAAUUAGUACGGGUCCCUGGGAAGUACGGGUUAUCUCUUUGUAGUUUUUUUCUCUUUUGGAUUCUGUUUUCUUUUCUUUUGUUUGGUUGAUUCUCCACAUGAUAUGUACUUUUUGUUUCUUGGCCUGAAAUAAAAUUCUGUAUUUCAUAUA